This is a messenger RNA of Ornithorhynchus anatinus (platypus), 2562 nucleotides long. RefSeq names its product fatty acid desaturase 3-like. Gene Ontology annotation, cellular component: membrane. Bases 260 to 1594 code for a protein of 444 amino acids. Gene Ontology annotation, molecular function: oxidoreductase activity, acting on paired donors, with oxidation of a pair of donors resulting in the reduction of molecular oxygen to two molecules of water. Gene Ontology annotation, biological process: lipid metabolic process. The transcript has 12 exons. The record is from RefSeq and is a predicted model, not a curated record. NCBI's taxonomy places the organism in Eukaryota, Metazoa, Chordata, Mammalia, Monotremata, Ornithorhynchidae.
GUCAAUGGAUUUAUAAGGGAGGGAAAGGUCCUCGGGGUUGAGAGAGCAACAGAGCCGGUGGAAGGGAAGGGAAGGGCAGAGGGCUGGGAAGAAGAGACGGGCCAGAAAGGAAUAGGAAGAAGAAAAGGAAAACGAGGAGAAGGGAAAGGAGAGAGGAAGCAGAGGUCCGGGAGCCUCGUGAACAUUUUCUAACCGGCACCAAGAGGGAAUCAGAAGCAAAGCAACCCCCUCCUGGACAAGCCUGAGAGGAAAGGAGAGCAUGGGGAAAGGAGGGGAGAAGGGCAAAGAGUCCCAGGAGCCGGGGGAGGAGCAGAUCCCCGUGUAUGACUGGGAGGAGAUCAAGAAGCAUAACUUGCCCAUGGACAAGUGGCUGGUGAUUGAACGGAAGGUCUACGACAUCACCCGCUGGGCCGAGAGACACCCGGGGGGCAACCGGCUCAUCAGUCACCACGCGGGUGAAGAUGCCACGGAUGCUUUCCGUGCUUUCCACCUGGACCUCAGCUACGUUCGGAAGUUCCUCAAGCCUCUGCUGAUCGGGGAGCUCGCCCCAGGGGAGCCCAGCCAGUACCAAGACCAAAACCCUCAGCUGAUAGAAGAUUUCCGCACCCUGAGGAAGACGGUGGAGGACAUGAAGCUCUUCCAGGCGGAUACCCGCUUCUUCUCCCUGCUCCUGGGUCACAUCCUCGCCAUGGAGGCUGUGGCGUGGCUGAUGAUUUACUUCUUCGGCGCCGGCUGGAUUCCCACCAUCCUGGCAGCUUUCAUUUUGGCCAUCUCCCAGGCCCAGUGCUGGUGCCUGCAACAUGACCUGGGCCAUAUCUCCGUCUUCCAGAAGUCCAAGUGGAACUACCUCGCCCAGCAGUUUGUGAUGGGGCAUUUGAAGGGUUUCUCAGCCCACUGGUGGAAUUUCCGACACUUCCAACAUCACGCCAAACCCAACAUCUUCCACAAAGACCCAGAUGUGACCGUGGCCCCAGUUUUUCUCCUGGGAGAGUCGUCUGUUGAGUACGGCGAGAAGAAGCGGAGAUACUUGCCUUAUAAUCACCAGCAUCAGUACUUCUUUCUGAUUGGGCCGCCGCUCCUCACGCUGGUUAACUUCGAAGUGGAGAACUUGGCCUACAUGAUCGUGUGCCUGAGAUGGAUGGACUUGCUAUGGGCCAUCAGCUUUUAUGUCCGCUUCUUCACCACGUACAUCCCUUUCUAUGGAACCAUGGGGACCCUGCUCCUCUUUGCCUCUGUCAGGGUGCUGGAGAGCCACUGGUUUGUAUGGAUCACUCAGAUGAACCACAUUCCUAAGGAAAUUGGCGGUGAGAAGCACAGAGACUGGGUCAGCAGUCAGCUGAUGGCCACCUGUAACGUGGAGCCGUCUUGCUUCAUCAACUGGCUCAGUGGGCACCUCAACUUCCAGAUCGAGCACCACCUCUUUCCCACAAUGCCUCGCCACAACUACCCCAAGGUGGCCCCGCUAGUGAAGUCUCUAUGCGCCAAGCACGGCCUGAGCUAUGAGGUGAAACCCUUCCUGACGGCUCUGGUGGACAUCGUUGGGUCCCUGAAGAAGUCCGGAGAAGUCUGGCUGGACGCCUACCUCCACAAAUGAAGCCGCUCGGGGACAGGCCCGGGAGGGGGGCGAGGAGGAGUGCGGAAUGACCGGCCGACUCUCUUCUGGUUCUGAAUCUGAGGGGGUCUCCCAAGGAGGCUUCCCAGGGAGGGGGAGCAGACCGGAGGCCGGGACAGACGCCGCCACCAAGAUCUCGCCGCCUGGUUUGCAUCCUCUCUCCCCGAGACCCCUCCAAGUCUGAGCAUCCUUUUCUCACCGGCCUCUGGGCUCACUAGACUGGAUGAUGUCUGAAAGGGUUGGGGGCCAGUGGCCUGCAGAAGGAGGAGUUGGUCCUCCCCUUCCUCCCCUCCUUUUUUCCCUUCCGCCCACUCUGCCUCCCUCAUUUCCUCCCCUCGCCCGCCACCCCAUCACGACGCCUCUCCCCUCACCCCAAUGCACCCGCAGAAGGCUGUCUGCUUGCACUUUCUCCCGGGGGCUCAGCGGAGCCAGCUUUAUAAGGAAAACCAGAUUGUGCCUGUGACCUUCCCCUGGAGGUUGGCCUCCUGCUGGAAUCUGCCAAUCAGCCGUGGGAGCUUGGAGUCGGACAGGAAUUCUCUCUAGUAACACUCACUUCUCUGCAGACUCUUUUUGGAGGAGGAGGAGGAAGAAGACGAGGAGGAGGAAGACUAGUAUUUUUCCAAUAUGUUCUCCUCAUCCCAGGAACUUUCUGUAUUUAUGAAUGUAAUUAUGAAUGUUUCUGCAGAAACAGAUAUUCAUGUGAUUUCUCACUGUAGGUCUCCCUCCAGCUUCACCCGGCGGCUGUCAUAUAGAGAGCCUCAGCUGGCACAAAAAGCGGAUGUUCCCAGGUGACGUCUCUGCUGUCCUUUUCAAUUUGAACUUGUUUCUCUUGGGCCCGGUCAGUGGGGCAGGGGGCUGUUUAAUUCUGAGUUCUGUUCUAUGCCGACACUCGAUUCUCUUUCACUCUAGUUCCCGAUCCAUCCUAAUAAACUGGAAUUAGAUCCUCUGUC